AUGUCCUCAAUGAGCUCCUCCUACUCCUCUCCUGCCUCCCUGCUGGUUGAUCCUUUAGCCAAUUGUCCGUUGAUAGGACGUCACGGUCCUUCCUCAUUGUACCGUAUCGAUCCUAUCAAUCCUAUUGGCUUCAUGGUUUCUAGUCAUGCUCGUGGCGUUCCUGCUAUUUUAGGCAACUUUUCGCUGGACUCCGCAGCCCAGAAGGUCGCAUCUCCGGCGUUCCGCAGAUUAUCACGUGACCUCUACCGUUCCCUCAUCCUUUCGACCCUGUUGUCCGCGAUGAACUCCACCUGUCUCACCUCCCCGAUAGUUGAUCAUGAAGCCAGUCAGGCGGUAUUACGGUUGUGA
Dibothriocephalus latus is the source of this 348-nucleotide messenger RNA. Lineage: Eukaryota; Metazoa; Platyhelminthes; Cestoda; Diphyllobothriidea; Diphyllobothriidae. The record is from the annotation of a GenBank genome assembly.